UCAAAUUUAGUUUAAUUUGCUUCUCUAAACCCCACAAAAACACAACAACACGACAAGGAGCAAAAAUCUUUUGCCAAUGAGUCGCAGACAGUCAUUGGAUCGACCAGGAAUAUUGUCUCCUCCGGGUCCGUUUCUGACGCCCAGUCCAUCGCCAUCGAUCUCAGCUAGCCCUCGUCUGCAGCCAUCGCCCUCGCUAUCGCCGUUCCCACAGGAUGUGGUGCUUGUAGCCGGUGGCAAUCAAGUAAACGCCAACAGCAAUCCCCAGGAACACGAGCGCAAGGCGGCGACGCCUGGCAGGAGACAGUCCAUCCAUCAGUUCACUAAUGGCAGCCCCAACGCUGGUACCGUCGUUUUCCAGCCGAGCCCCUCCCAGUCACCGGCCGCUGCCACGACGGUCAUCGGCGUGACCAGUGGUGGCCUCAUAGCCACCGCCGCCGGAGCUGGAGCUGGAGCUGGAGCGGGUCUAAGUGGAACACUCGCAGCCGGUAGCAGUUCGGGAGUGGGAGUAGGUGUUGCCCUGCACAGUAAUGCCAUUGGAAACGAGCUGAAUGCCACGCUGGUGGGUUCCAACAACAUCCAGCUCAAUAAGAAGGGCACGAAGCGAGCUACGCAGCAGCAACAGCAGGUGCAGCAACAGUUGGGCCACCAGAUCUUCAGCAGCAGCGCCGUUGCACCCACUUCGAUCAGUAGCGCGACAGCAGUGGCAGCCGGCGGCGGAGGCUAUGGACAACUCAAUGCCACCGCCAUCAGCACUCCCACCUCGUUCGCUACGGCCGGAAGUGUGGUCAGCAGCGUCUCCAAGGGCCCGGCGAAGGGUCAGAAGGCUCAGCAACAGCAGCAGUUCCAGCACUACCAGAGCAGCAGUCCUCUGAUAGCGGACAGCCCCAUCCCGAGUCCCAGCGGCGCCAUAGCAGCGGCUGCUAUUAAGCCGCCGACACCGCAGCCACAGCCCGUGCAAAUGCUGCCCCAGCAGUUCACCAUCUCACAGCAGCCGCAGCAGCAACAGCAGGGUGCCCAGCAGGUCUUCCAGUUCAUCCAGGGACCGCAGGGUCAGCUCAUAGCCACCAGCCAGCCGCAGCAGCAGCAGCAGCAACAACAUCCGAUCCAGCAGCAGCAGCACCCGCCACAGCCUCUCCAGCAGCAGCAGCAGCAGCAGCAGGCACAUCGGUUCGUGAGCAAUGCGGGAGUCACGGGCAUGCCCACCGGCAAGAAUGGCAAGGCCCCACAGCAAAUCCUGCCCAAGCCGGAGCUCCAGCAGCAGCAGCAGCAGAAGAAGGGCUCUCAAGUUGUCGGAGGAGGGGCACAGAUCUCGCAGACAUCGCAGCAAGCAAACCAGCAGCAGACCACCAAUCCCACCCAGCAGCAGCAGAUCCUGUUGCCAGCCACCACCAGUCAGCCGCAGCAGCUGCUUCUUAAUCAGAUGCCCGUGCUGGUGCAGCAGAAUCCGCAGGGCGUGCAGCUCAUUCUGCGCCCGCCCACGCCCCAGCUGACGGCGGCACCGUCGCUAGUUAUCCAGCAGAAUGCCCGGGGACAGCCCCAACUGCAGACGCAGCCGGCGCAGCAGCAACUGCUGCGGAUAGUGGGCACGAAUGGAGCGACCAUGCAGCUGGCUGCCGCGCCCACCUUCAUUGUGUCCUCGCAGGCGAACCUCAUCCAGCAGACUGCCUCGGGCCAGUUCCAGAGCGCCAUCAAGACGGGCACGCAGCUGACGGGCCUUCAUGCGGCCCUGGCUCAGGCUCAGGCUCAAGCUCAGGCGCAGGCGCCACGAUCUCAGCCGUUUGCUACGACGGCCACAUUGAACACGCAGCUCCUCGGACCGAGCGUCGCCGCCCAGCUGCAGAACCUGCAGUUGGCGGCGGCGGCGGCCCAAAUCCAGAUGCCCAACGGUCUCACGACCAUAUCCCAGCUGCCGGCCCAUUUGCAGCAGAGUCUGGGCGGAGCCACCAUCAACCUGAACCAGCUCAACGGAGCUCAUAUCCAGCAGAUAGCCACCGCCUUUCAGACGCCCCAGGCACCUGGAGCAAACAGCUCAGGGGCUAACAGCACGGCCACGGAGCUCUUCACCCAGUCCUCGCCGGCGCAUGUGCCGCUGGCCGUUACUCCCGAGCCACUACGUCAGUCCACGCCCGUACCCAUGAUGCAGCAGCAGCACCAGCAGGCAGCGAUGGCCACGAUCCAGCUGCAGCAACAGCAGCAGCAGCAACAGCAGGCCCAGAUCCAGCAGCUGCAGCACCAGUUGCAGCAAACCCAGUCCCAGGUGCAGCAGGCCCAGCAAUCAGUCCAGGCAGCGGCAAGCGUUGCAGCAGAACCCAAGAAGAAGCCGAAGCCACGCAGAAAGAAGCAGCCGGUAACAGCAGCACCCACUGUUGCCCCCGUGGUCGCUCCCAUGGAGGUCAAUAGUGCAUGCACACCGCAGAAGAUAGCCAUCGCUGCUGCGCCCACGCAACCGCAGACCACAAUACGUUCCAAGUCACCAUCGCCGCCACCGACGCACAUACAGCGGAGCAGCAACGGCAAGCUGGACCUCGGCGAUGUGAUGAAGUUAUGCGGCAUCACGGGCAACGACGACGACGACGAAGACUACGGGAUGGGCCUGGAAACCCAUCCAGCAGAACCCGAGCCCCCCGCGCAGGCCCAAGCAACGUCCAGUGCAACAGCGACGGGCAGUGGCAGCAGCAGCGGCGACAUCAUGAUCUCCAUACCGAACCAAAACGGCAGCGAUGGCCUGCCCUUCACCCUGACCAUUCCUGCCCCGCAGACGCAGCAGCCGCCGGCGGGAAACGAAGCAGCCACCGAAAUACCAAAUAUCCUCAUCAAGAUUGAUCCCAGCGCAGAGGCAGCGGUGCCGCCGUUCGGUCUCUCCACACCGCGCUUGCCCACAGCUGAGGAGAUCCAGAAGCAGGCGCAGCAGCAUCUCGCCCAGCAGGCGGCAGCAGCCGCUGCAGCGGCGGCCAAGGCUAGCUCUGCCACGCCCACCAUCAGCAUCAGCCUGCCCAGCAUGACGCUGCAACAGCAACAGCAGCAGCAGCCCCAGGUAACGCCGACCCCCAUUAUCUCCCCUGCUCCUGCUGCCAUCCAAUCCAGUCCAGUGGCCACCACCACAACGGCAACUGUGAAGCCGAGAAGAAAGCCUGCGGUUCGAAGGAACACCAAGAAGCCGGAGCUAACGGGCACCGCCAGCACAAUGAUCUCCUCCAGCAACAGCGGCACCACCACCACCAUCACGAGCCUAAACAGCAGCAACAUCAGCAUCAGCAUGCCCACCACGGUGAAUACCAUUACCCUGACAACGCCGACUCCCACGCCCACAUCAACACCUGUGACGACGAGCAGCAGCAGCAGCAGCAAUCCCACGCUGAUGCUGAGCCACGGCACUGCGACAGCCGUGCCGAGUCAGAUUGGCAACAUUCAGAUCUCGCAGGUGCCGAAUCACCACCCGUCAUCCGCCUUGCCCGUGAGCAGUGCCGUAGAGAACAAGAUCCAGAUCAUGCCGAUCCUGCCGCCAGGAGCCACAGUUAUGGGAGGAACACCGGCCACAGGAGGAGGCCAUGCAUCCGCCACGGGUCAACAAUCAACACAACUGGUAUUCCAGCCUGCGACGCCAUCGGUGGCCCCGACGAUCAGCACGGAAUCGAGCACCGGACUGAAGCUAUCCAGCGAUGGCAGGCAAAUGCAACUGGUGGCCAUACCACAGGCCACCCCUCCGCCACCGCCACCGGUUGCUACGCCCACGUCCACGCCAACUCUGACCGCUGGCGGAGCAACGAUACUGCCGCCGCAGCUAACCGGAAUGCCCGCCAAUGUCUCGGUUUCAGUGGGAUCUCCCGCCUCGGCGGCGGCUCUGGUGCCGCAGCUUACCGGCAGUCUCACGCUCACCGUGUCGGAGCAGUGCGAAAGGCUGAUACUGCGCCACGAUCCAAACAAUCCACAGGAUCACCAGUCGCAGCUCAUCUUGCAGGCUCUGCUCAAGGGCGCCCUGCCCAACGUAACCAUCAUCAAUGAGCCGACGCGCGUGGAUCCCAGCAAGCAGCAGGCACAGCAGCAGCAGCAGCAGGUUAGCCAGAUCCCUCAGCCACAAGCAAUAGUUCAGCAGCAGCCACAGCCCCAGGCGCUGCCCAAGGUUUCAGCAGCUCCCAAGAUUGAAGUCAAAGUGGCCAACAAUAGGAAAAUGACGGGUCAAGGAGGCACACAUCCGGUCAGCAGUAGCAUGCUAGGAAUGGCCAGUGGAACGACGACGACCAUGACGACGACGAUGAAACCACCGGCCGCGCUGCCCGCCAAGCCGAACGAUGUUGUCUCCUUUCCGCAGCUGCCGCUCAACUCGCAGGUUGUUAUUCAGCAGCAGCAACAGCAGCCAUUGGUGACGGCACAAAUGCAGCCACAGCUGCAGCCUAUGACCCUGCCCGUGACACAAUCGACUACCAUCUCCGUCCCAGUGCCCGCACCUGCUCCAGCGCCCGCGCCUGCUCCCCAGCUGGCCAACAAUGGUCAGCAGCGGUACAUUGCCCUGCCACCCAUCGAUCCCAGUACCCAGCAGUUGUUCUGCCUGAAUAGCGUUACCAAUCAGAUCACGGCCAUGAGUGCGGGACAGACGGCAGCCUCGAUUGGGCCCACGGAGCGUCUGCUCAUUGCUCCGGCCGGGAUCAAUGCCCAACAGCUGGCACAGUGCCUACAGCUGGGUCAGCUCCACUUCAACGAUGUGAAUCCAUUGCCCGCUCAGCAGCAGCAGCAGCAACAUCAGCAGCAAGCGCUGGUUUCUGGCUCCACUUCUCUGACUUUGUCACUUCCAUUGCGUCCGCAACCGCCGCAGCAGCAGAUCGUGCAUCCCAUCCAGCCGAUUACGAAUGGACUGGCUAUCACUACCACGGCCAGCAGUACGCUGACAACUACCACCAGCAGCACCACCUCCACAACCACUACGGUGACCAAGCAGGUGGCCAAUGUGGCGCCAAUUAUAGACCAAAGCAAGGCCAAACUAGAGCCGGCCAAGGCGGCACCCAGUGGUGCUGGCACCGGAGCCGGUGGAGGAGCUGUGGUUAAGAAGAAACCGGUGAGAAAGCCCAAGGCAACUCUCACUAAUGCCUCGGAGUUGGCCAACUUGAAGAACGCCGGUGUGGUGAAGCCUAUGCCCAAGCUGGAUCCGUUGUCGCAGAAGCCCAACAACAAUCCCGUGCAAAUUGUGCAGCCCAAUGUGGCCAGCGGCAAGCAGAUGAUCAGCAGCCAGACAACGACCACAACCACGACCACGAUGAGCAGCAGCAUCCAGCCCUUCCAGACGACGAGCGGGACCAAGCUAGUGGGUGUGACAGUUCCGAUGCAGCAGCAACAGCAGCAGCCCACAGCAGCGAUAUUGCAACAGCAACAGCAGCAGAGGACGAGCUUCAGUCUGACAACCACAACAGUGGCCACAUCGGCGGCAUCGAUACCCUCGUCGCCCACAGUGGCUUCCGUUGUCAGUCAAUUGCAACUGCCGUCGCAGCAACUGCAACAGCAGCAGUUGCAGUUACAGUUGCAGCCCCAGCAGCAGCAGCUUCAGGUGCAGGGCCAAGCCAAGCAACAGCCGCAGCCGAACACUGUAUCCCGGGUGCAGACCAUCCAGCUGACACCGCAGAUGCAACAAGUCUUCAAGCAAGUCCAGAUGCAGAUUCAGUUCCUCACAAUCAAGCUGCAGAACAAGGCCAGCUUCAUGCCCGUGGUAGGACAGGAGAUCGAUCCGGCGACAAUUGCAGCCUACAACAAGCCGAUGACCGAUGUGGAGAUCAAUCUGGCACUGCAACGACUCUUUGCCGAGCAGCACAGGAUCUUAGCCUCCGGCAAGGAGGUUCCCACACCCGAGGGCAUGCUGCCAACGGCAAAUGGUAGUGGUGGUUUUACCCUAAUGUCGCAAUCAAUACAGCAACAUCAGCAGCAACAACAGCAACAGCAGCAGCAACAACAGCAACAGCAGCAGCAGCAACAAUUGCAGCAGCCGGCGGUCGCUGAGCCACUAAAGACCACUGCCGUUCCUGCCAAUGUGGUGCAACCUAACAAUCACUCGUCCACCACAGCCGUAGCAGGAGGCACUGCCAUUGGAGCUGCUUCAAAUGCCCAGCAGAAUAUAACCCAGAGGAUUCACAUCUAUCCCAUGCAGCACCAACAGCAGCAGCAGCAGCAGGUGGCCAAUAAGCAGAAGCAGGCUCAGCCUCCAAAAGCCCAACAGCAGGAGCUGCAGCAGCUGCCGCCGCAACUGCAAAUAAAACCCAAAGAAACAGUUAACCGAAUUAAAGCCAACAAUCCACAGAUGCAACAAAACCAGCAGCAGCAGCAGUCAAACGGAACCCUCAAUAUGUUGCCACAAAAAAUGAAUAUGCUGCCCGUUGUCCAGCAACAACAACAGCAGCAACAGCAACAAGCUCAACAGCCAGUGCUUAACAAGAGUGGACCGCCACCACUGAUCUUUGCCAGCUCCACAAAUCUGCUAAACAGCAGCAGCAGUAGCAGCAGCAAUGCUCCUCCGCUCACUAGCAAUGCUGUAAUGCAGGGAAACUCCAUGUUGCCCAUUCCGCCACUGCAGCCCCAGCAACAACAACAGCAACAUCAGCAGCAACAGCAAAAUCAGCAGCAUCAGCAUCAGCAACAGCAGCAACAACAGCAGCAGCAUCAGCAACAGCAGCAGGCGCCAGCGAUACAGUUGCAGCAGCAACUUACGCCCAUCUUGCCACCUGUGACGUUACCAGGAGGAGCGUUGGGAAGCCUAGUCCCCUCGCUACCAACUAUAAUGCCGAGCCUGCCCCUCUACAGUCUGCCAAGCAAACUGGAUGAAAUGCCCACGCAGAAACCUAAAAUUGCACGCCUCUCCUUAUUCGUCCGCCAGCUGGAGGUCGAUCAGGAGAGCUGUCUGAAGCCGGACUAUGUAAAGCCCUUCCGCACCAAGGAUGAGGCGGUGAAAAGGCUGAUAAGGUACCAUUGCAUGCACGAAAACGAUGUGGAGCUGCCCUCGGAUGAGGAUGAGGAGUUUGAGGCCACCGCCUUGGGAUUUCAGGAUAAGUUCCGUCAGCUGAACGGUAAAUUCCAGGAGAUACUCAUGCAAGAGUCAACUCUGCCACAUCGCACCUCGGAGCUAGUGCAGAUGCAGCAUCUGAUGAUAGACGAUCUGAAGGGCGAGAUCAAUGACAUUCGCACAGCUGAGAAGGAGCUGGAGCUCGAGCUAGAGCAGCAGCAACAGCAGCUGAAGAAGGAGGAAGAGCAUACGAACAGCGAAAAGGUUGAUCUUCAAACUGAGUCCAAGGUCAAGGAUGAGAUUGUGAAGCAGGAACCAGAGCCAGAAGCCGUGGUGGAUAAGUUUGAUUUGCUAAAGAACAGUGCUGAUGUCAACAAAGCCUUCAACAAGCAAUCGCAGCAGCAAUCAUCUGUCAAGGUGGAGGAAAGUAGCGAAGCAGCUGGAGAGCAGCCUGUUAAGAGUGAAGGAGGCCAGGAUAAGGAAGCCGCGAGAUAUAUCAAGAAGGACUACGACAACUUCGACAUCGAGUCCGAGCUCACCACCAGCUUUAUUAUGAAGAAGGUGGAAAGCAAAGCGGCGGCGGCCACCAAGAGUACUGAGAAUAGCUACCAGGAACCGCUGCAGCAGCCGCAGCAACAGCAACAACAUAUCAAGGGCAAUGGCUUAGUGGAUCCAGUGGAUCAAGAUGAUGGCUGGUAUUGCCUGCAAAAGGAGCUCAAUCUGAUGAAUAACGAGCCCAUGCAGCAGCUUAAUGGCAACCAGCCACACCUGCCUAUCCACCGCCAACAGUCACAGCCGCAGCACCAUCAGCACCCACACUUUCUUGACAGCUCCAGUUCCAACAACAACAUGAUGAACAACAGCAGCAACCACAUGGCGGAUCUGUUUCCUAACGGCUGCAUCGACAAGAGCAACCAGAGCAGCACAAGCAGCAGUAGCAAUAGUAGCUGUGCGAGUGGAAAUCCAGCCAAAAAUAACCACUCCUGCAGUGGACAGCGCGAGCAACCACCAGUGGUCAUGGACGCGGAGCAGCAGAACCAAAACCAGCAUCCAGCCAUCAGCGAAUUCUUCAGCAGCGAUUCUGAUGUGCAAAAGUCGGUGGAGACGCGUCUGGAGGCCAUGUUUGGAGAGUCGCCCGUCCAUUUGGAUGUGAAGAGCAGCAGCGAUGCCCAUGACAUUGAGUCCAAUUUGGACGAAAUCUUUGGUGACUCGAAAUCGCCUGUGGUAAACCAUAAGAACAAAUUGGGAAUGUGGGUGCCCGAUGCCACGUUCAUGCAGCAACAGGCGCCUCCACAGCAGCAGCAAUAUGCAGCAGCGACCCAGCAAGCACCACAGCAACAGCAGCAACAUCACAUCGAACUGAACUGCAAUAACAAUCCCCGUUGGAUGCAGAGCAUGGAGGCGCACUAUAGCGACUUCUUAUCCAGUGGCACGAGCAACGGCGGCGAGCUGGUGAAUGGCGUUGGAGAGUCGCGGAAGCGGAGCUGGGAUAGCCAACUAAUGGGGUCCGGCAGCGAUAUGGACGACGACAACAGCAACAGCAAGCGGCUGUGCACAGCCUCAUCGUCCUCCUCGUCAUCACCCAUGUCCUCGCAACAGCAGCACGUCCAGGUGCAGCAGCACGGACUCUUGGAUGCAUCGGACAUGCUGCCCACUGGCUUCCCGCAGAUGUUGAUGGAGCAACAGCAACAGCAGCAGCAACAUGGCUUUGCCUAUGGAAACAUGUUGGACACGCAGCAGCAGCAGCAGCACUUUCAACACAAUAUGCAGCAGCAGCAAAUGCAACAGCAGCAGCAACAGCAGAUGCACGUGGGCCACAUGGGUGGAGCAGCAGUGGCCGGCGGUGGCGAGUACGAUGACGACAUCAGUCGGCAUGUGGCCAGCGCCAUUGACAGCAUCCUGAACCUGCAGAACAGCGGUGACUCCUUGCAAUUCUCCUUGGGCUCAAUUCUCGGCGACAGCAUGCUAGACGAUCAGCGGCAGGCCGCCGCCAAUCUGCCAAGCUGCCAGCAAGAGCAAGUGCAUCAUCAGCGACGCCGACAGCUAGGCGAGGAGAUGAACGAUUGUCUGAUCAGUGGUGGUGGUGGCUCUGUCGGCGGUGUGGCGGACAACAACAGCAGCAACAUUUUGCUGGAGCAUCACCAUCACCAGCAGCAGCAGCAGCAUCAGAUGCAGAUGCAACAGGGCCACCACCACCAGCAGCAGUCGCACCUGCAGCACCAUCACCACAGCCACGGCCAUCCGAGCAUGGCUCAGCAGGCCCAGGCGCAGCAUCUGGGGCAGCUGAACGACUUUAGUUGCGUGGCCGGCGGCGGUCUGGACGAUCCGGUCAAAUCGAUCAUGACCUCCUGACUUGGAGCCUUGCCAGCAACGGCAGCAGCAGCGGAAAAUGCAUCCUCAAACAGUCUGAUACUAGAGUUUAAUGCCACGACCUUAUGAAGAGCAUUAGAUAGCAGCAGUGACUUCCUGAUUGUAUAAAGAUAGAGAGAGACCCCGUUUUAGUUGUCCUUUUGGUUAUUGUUUGUCCCCUUCCGAGCCUAGAUAUAAGUUAAAAUCGUAGCAUAAAUUGUUUUAACACCCAUUUGUUUUAUAUACUUUAGUCCAAUGUGUUUUGUACAAUAUUUUAACGAAAGCCCUCACAAUACGACGAAUUACUUAAAGCGAAUGAACGCGCAGAUAGGAGAGACAGAGUCCCAAAAUAAAGCCAAGAAAGCAAUUGAUGUGAAUUGAAAACUAAA
This is a messenger RNA of Drosophila serrata, 9717 nucleotides long. It is a transcript of the gene Bicra, whose product is annotated as BRD4 interacting chromatin remodeling complex associated protein. Gene Ontology annotation, cellular component: SWI/SNF complex. NCBI's taxonomy places the organism in Eukaryota, Metazoa, Arthropoda, Insecta, Diptera, Drosophilidae. The record is from RefSeq and is a predicted model, not a curated record. Gene Ontology annotation, biological process: positive regulation of DNA-templated transcription.